AGAUUCGAAAGAAAAAUGUGUCCAAUUUAGAGUUGAAAAACUAGUGGUCAUGCAGAUGAAGGUCCAAUUUGGAGAAGCCGUGACCACCACUCAUUACAAAUAGAACCAAAUCUAGCAUCCCAAUCCAUUCUCACCCUUAGCUUUUGUUCCCCUUGGGAACAAAAACACUAUGCAAAAUUGUUCUGUCACAAAUUCUUCCUUCACCAACUACUACUCUCUUUUCUUCCUGUUCAUCUUCCUCCUAUGGCCAAGAUUCUGCUUCAAUAACUCCUUUUUAUUCUACUUCACUGUUUUGUCAACAAAAAAAAUAAAUAUCAAUUCCAUUUAAGUCAUGACUUCUUCGUACUCUUUAUCUUCCAUUAGAAACUCUACUAAAUUAGUACCUCCCAAUUCUUAUCUUUUCUUUCCAAGACAGACGCUUGGUGUGUUUUCCAAUGAAACUCAAUUUCCCAAGAAAGAUUUUCUUAUACUCAAGCCCCAAAUUUCUUCUUCUUUUUUAUUUUUGAGACUGAAAAAAUCCAGCUUUACACUCCCUUUUGCUGCCUUAUCAUCUUUUGCUGAAUCAGAAGGUGAUAAAAAAGAUGAGAACUUUGAAAUCAGAUCCCACCAAGAAAAUGUUGUUUUCUCUGAGGAUAAUGAAGUUAACUUGCCUGGAAUGGCACAAGCUUUUCACAUAUCUUCAAGCACAGCUUCUGCAAUAUCAAUAUGCAUUGCUUUAGCUGCACUUAUUUUGCCAUUUUUCAUGAAGUCUUUGUGUCAAGGAUUGGGAUUUAAGUACAAGAUUUUGUCUUAUAUAACCAUCUUGUUUGGUUUUUACAUGGCUUGGAAUAUUGGAGCCAAUGAUGUGGCAAAUGCCAUGGGAACUUCAGUUGGUUCAGGGGCAUUGAGUCUCCGACAAGCCGUUGUCAUGGCUGGGGUUCUUGAAUUUUCAGGGGCACUGUUAAUGGGAACACAUGUUACCAAUACAAUGCAGAAGGGUAUUCUUGUAGCUAAUGUUUUCCAAGGAAAAGAUACUUUACUAUUUGCUGGUCUGCUUUCUUCUUUGGCUGCUGCAGGGACAUGGUUGCAGGUUGCAUCAUAUUAUGGUUGGCCAGUAUCCACAACACAUUGUAUUGUAGGAUCCAUGGUUGGUUUUGGUCUUGUUUAUGGGGGAACUGGUGCAGUCUUUUGGAGUUCACUGGCAAGGGUAAUUUCCUCAUGGGUGAUCUCACCUUUACUGGGAGCAGUGGUGUCCUUUCUCGUGUACAAAUGCAUCCGGAGGUUUGUGUACAGUGCUCGGAACCCAGGACAAGCAGCUGCAGCAGCUGCACCAAUUUCUGUCUUUCUCGGUGUCACUGGAAUCUCUUUCAUAGCUCUCCCUCUGAGCAAGACUUUGAGUCUAGCUCUUGGUCAGGCCAUAACCUGUGGUGCCAUUGGUGCGUUUACAGUUGAUAGGAUCAUCCGGGGCCAACUUGGCCACCUCCUGGCCAAGGCCAGUUCAAAAGAACCAGAACCAGAACUAGAAACUACUGAUACUAAAAACAUUGGAUUUCUUUCAGAUAUUGCAGGUCCUAAAGGAACACAACUGAAAAUAGUUUAUGGUGUUUUUGGCUACAUGCAAGUCUUAUCAGCCUGCUUCAUGUCAUUUGCUCAUGGUGGAAAUGAUGUCUCCAAUGCAAUAGGACCAUUGGCUGCAGCAUUAUCCAUUCUUCAGGGUGGGCUCAGCGCAGCUGAUAUUGUUAUUCCAAAUGAUGUUCUAGCAUGGGGAGGCUUUGGAAUAGUGGCAGGGCUAACAAUGUGGGGAUACAGAGUGAUUGCAACUAUUGGAAAGAAAAUAACAGAAUUAACACCCACCAGAGGAUUUGCAGCUGAGUUUGCAGCUGCAUCUGUGGUUUUAUGCGCGUCCAAGCUGGGCUUGCCAAUCUCAGGCACACAUACCCUGGUGGGAGCAGUCAUGGGUGUCGGUUUUGCUCGAGGAUUUAACAGUGUAAGAGCAGAGACAGUGAAAGAGAUUGCGACUUCCUGGGCAGUGACAAUUCCAGCUGGUGCUACCUUUGCUGUUAUUUACACAUGGAUAUUCACUAAGCUCUUGUCAUACUUACUCUGAGUGUAAGUUAACAGACAACACAGCACAACUUCUCGGUGUAUGUGAUUUAAUUAGGAAAUCACAUAAAUGGGCUUCCUGUCGUGAUUUGAGAACUGCAAUUUUUGAACCUCAUUGAUCCAUGAGCGAGAGUAAUAGUCCAUUCGUUUGGAUGAAGAAAAAGAAAUCUGUUUUGUUGUCCGUUUA
This is a messenger RNA of Solanum dulcamara, 2269 nucleotides long. RefSeq names its product inorganic phosphate transporter 2-1, chloroplastic. Gene Ontology annotation, biological process: phosphate ion transmembrane transport. Lineage: Eukaryota; Viridiplantae; Streptophyta; Magnoliopsida; Solanales; Solanaceae. The record is from RefSeq and is a predicted model, not a curated record. Bases 332 to 2086 code for a protein of 584 amino acids. The transcript has 3 exons. Gene Ontology annotation, molecular function: phosphate transmembrane transporter activity. Gene Ontology annotation, cellular component: membrane.